AAAAUAUUAGUUAAGAAUGAAAAUGUUUUAUUCCUUAGUGUUUUGCGUUGUGUCUUUGUUCUGUUUGGUUCUAUUAAGUGCAAGAACAUUAGAGUGUGACAUUACAUCUUGAUGCAUGUCAGCUUUCUGGAUCUGGAUGAGUACAAUGCAUGAAUAUUUACAGCGGUGUCAAAUCAGAGUUGAACGCGACUUGGGAUCGCGUUUCUCGCGCCCUUUCCUCCGCUCCUCCCAGGAAUCCGACGGCGGGAAGCUGCUCGUCACGAUGGAAACGAACUCUACGGCCGAGAUCCUGAGUUCCGCGUACCUGGCCGUGGAGUACGUGGACUCCGUGCUCCCGGAGAACCCCCUGCAGCAGCCCAUAAGAGCGGCCUGGACCUACAUGCUGGACAACUACACUAAGUUACAGAUAGCCACAUGGGGGUCCCUCAUAGUCCACGAGGUUGUCUACUUCCUCUUCUGCCUGCCUGGAUUCCUCUUCCAGUUCAUUCCCUUCAUGCAGAAGUACAAAAUCCAGCAGGAUAAGCCGGAGACGUGGGAGAAGCAGUGGAAGUGUUUCAAGAUGCUGCUUUUCAAUCACUUUGUCAUUCAGUUCCCCAUGAUUUGUGGCACAUACUACUUCACCGAAUUCUUCAGCAUUCCUUACGACUGGGAUUCCAUGCCCCGAUGGCCCUGCCUGCUGGCCCAGUGCUUCGGCUGCGCCGUCAUAGAGGACACGUGGCACUACUUCCUACACAGGCUGCUCCAUCACAAAAGAAUCUACAAAUACAUCCACAAGGUCCACCACGAUUUCACGGCUCCGUUUGGAAUGCAGGCGGAAUACGCACACCCCCUGGAAACGAUCAUUCUGGGAGCCGGAUUCUUCAUCGGGAUCAUGGUCUUCUGCAACCACGUAGUUCUGCUGUGGGCAUGGGUGACCUUCCGUUUGCUUGAGACCAUCGACGUCCAUAGCGGCUACGACAUCCCCUGGAACCCGCUGCACCUCAUGCCGUUCUACGCCGGCGCUCGUUUUCACGACUUUCACCACAUGAACUUCGUGGGUAACUACGGCUCCACCUUCACGUGGUGGGACAGGCUGUUCGGCACGGAUUCGCAGUACUACAGGUACCGCAGUAAACUGGAGGAGAAGAAGGCCCAGUGAGAAGCCGCUCGACGAGCCCCUGCUUCAGACUGGUUGAUCCUUUCACUUGACCCAACGGACAGAUGGGAUAUUUCGCUGGAGGGUUAUUCGUUGUGGAAUUCGAUCUGACAGCUUCCGCACUUCCUAACUGACAUCUGACGAAAUAUUAGUGGUUUUAUUAAUCUAAAUAGGACAGAUUUGUUCAUAUUGCAAUUACUGUAAAAUGCACUGCUUUAAGGGUAUGGAGAAAUGAAUCUGCAUCACCUCUGCUAAUAAUUAAUUCCCUUUGGAGAGUUAUGAACAAUUAUAAAGUGACACGUGGCAUAAUCUCAAGUCUGGAAAAAAAAAAACCUAUAAAUAACAGCAAAUUAUUUUUUAAACAGAGUAUUUUGGUAUUAUUGUGGUAGAUGACAAUGUUUUUCUGUAACCGCAAAAAAAGACUUCAGACAACAGUGCCUUUUGAUGGAAAAAUAUAGUGUAUUUUAGGUGUAUUAGCGACUUAUGGACACGAUCAUGUUAUUGAUAAGUCCUUAAGAUUUGUACGUGGGGGAAUGGAUAUUUGCUUCACACACAAACUGUAUGUUUUUAUACCAGUUUGUAAAAGACCAUUUGCAUUUCACAGAGCACUUUACAUCUUAUGUGUUGAGAAACAUUUUUGCUGUAUUUGUUGUGUUUUAAUUAGGUAGUCAGUCUUUAUCAAUUUUUCCCUAAAAUAUUUCCAGGAAAGUGAAAGUACUGAAACAACGGAGAAUGUUGUAAAGGAAAAGACAAAGAUUCUCAAGAUGCUUGAAUACAGUUUGUCGGUAGGUUGAAAGGAAAAAAUGUAGAACCUUAGCUUGCAACAAACUCAAUGAUUUUCAAAUAAAUUAUUGCUGUGUACAGGUGUAGUUUUGAAAGUGCAGGUGGGUUAGUUGAGGUGACUAUAAUAAAUGUGAGCGGAGGAGAGGGUAUGUAUGAUGGGUUGGGCGUUAUUUUUGAACUAACUUUAAAUGGCCAUCUAAAUUCCAAUAUGACACCAGUGCUUUAGUCAUUGAAAUACUUUUAUUUGUAAUUUAGUUAAAUCAAGACCACUGCUGAUUUUGAGAAGUUUUGUUGAAAUUUUAUACCUUUUAUUAUUCAUGAUGUAAUCUACAUUUAAUUGGGUCAUUUGUUGUUUGAGAGUCGGUGUGUAAAUUCUCAGCAUUUAUUGGAUGAUGAAGCUCUUGAGCCAAAAAGAAGUGAUCUUUUCAUUAGGCCAUCUUUUGCUCUCUGCAUUUGCCGAGGAGGGUGUUCGCUGAACGUGUUGUAUCCGUAAAUGAUUCCUUGCUUUUUUCUCUGACAUAAUGUGUUUUUAAAGAAAUGCGUGCAUUUCAGUCUCAUGCAAUAAAAAGCAGUU
Scleropages formosus (Asian bonytongue) is the source of this 2492-nucleotide messenger RNA. RefSeq names its product methylsterol monooxygenase 1 (gene msmo1). Gene Ontology annotation, biological process: lipid biosynthetic process. NCBI's taxonomy places the organism in Eukaryota, Metazoa, Chordata, Actinopteri, Osteoglossiformes, Osteoglossidae. The transcript is spliced from 5 exons. The record is from RefSeq and is a predicted model, not a curated record. Gene Ontology annotation, molecular function: oxidoreductase activity; iron ion binding. Bases 116 to 1138 code for a protein of 340 amino acids.